GUUAGUGAUGGAAAAUGGCGGCUAGACGAGUCCGCUCACACCAACAGUGAAAACAAAACAGCACACAAAAAAGUCAAGGAGAAACUGUGGAUGCAUACCAGGGACGACAAAGGCUCUUCUUAGACUUUUACUAAAUUAUUCUGUUCAUGAGAAUGUCGCGUUGGGUUCCCACGAAAAAGGAAAAGUAUGGAGUUGCUAUCUAUAACUAUGAUCCACGCAGUGACGAGGAGCUGUCACUGCAGAUUGGAGACACAGUACAUAUACUGGAGACCUAUGAAGGUUGGUAUAGGGGAAACAGGUUGAGGAGAAAGUCAAAGAAGGGUAUAUUUCCAGCCUGCUACAUACAUCUAAAAGAGGCCACAGUUGAAGGCAGUGGGCCCAAGGAGACAGUCAUUCCCACAGAGUUGCCUUUAGUGCAUGAGGUCACCACCACUUUGCGGGAAUGGGCUUCGAUAUGGAGGGAUCUGUAUGUGGGUGACAAGCGUGAGAUGUUUAAUACUGUUCGUGACAUGCUCUAUGAUCUCAUCGAGUGGCGGUCUCAGAUUCUGUCAGGAACUCUUCCACAGGACGAACUCUCGGAGCUCAAGCAGAAAGUCACCUCCAAAAUCGACUAUGGAAACAAGGUUCUAGAUCUUGACCUGGUGGUGAGGGAUAAAGAUGGGAACAUUUUGGAUCCAGACCUUACCAGCACCAUCAGCUUGUUUAGAGCGCAUGAGGCCGCAUCCAGACAGAUCGAAGAACGCAUCCAAGAGGAGAAGUCGCAGAAGCAGAACCUGGAUCUGAGCAGACAGGCCAAGUUUGCCUCCACGCCAUCUUUUGCUCUUUUUGUGACACUGAAGAAUGUAGUGUGUAAGAUUGGGGAGGAUGCUGAGGUGCUCAUGUCUCUCUACGACCCGAUUGAAUCGAAGUUUAUCAGUGAAAACUAUCUGGUCCGGUGGUCCAGCUCAGGCCUGGUCAAGGACAUCGAUCAGCUUCACAAUCUGAGAGCCGUAUUCACAGACCUUGGCAGCGAAGACCUUAAGAGGGAGAAAAUCAGUUUUGUCUGUCAGAUUGUCCGGGUGGGGCGCAUGGAACUGCGGGACAAUAACACUAAAAAGCUGACAUCCGGACUUCGACGGCCCUUUGGAGUGGCAGUAAUGGAUGUCACUGACAUCAUCACAGGCAAAAUGGAUGAUGAGGACAAGCAGCACUUCAUCCCCUUUCAGCCGCUUGCGCUGGAUGACGCCAUCCGCCACAGGCAGCUGAACAUCUCCCGUUUUUCACCCAGGGUGGCGGGGGAGAGUGACUUCCUCCAGAGUGUCAUCAACAAAGUCAUCGCUGCUAAAGAGGUCAAUCACAAGGGUCAAGGGCUGUGGGUCACACUGAAGCUGCUGCCUGGUGAUAUCCAUCAGAUCCGGAAGGAUUUCCCUCACCUAGUAGACCGUUCCACUGCUGUCGCUCGAAAAAUGGGCUUUCCUGAGAUAAUCAUGCCAGGUGAUGUCCGUAAUGACAUCUAUGUGACCCUGGUCCAGGGAGAUUUUGAUAAGGGCAGUAAGACCACGCCCAAAAACGUGGAGGUGACCAUGUCAGUGUAUGAUGAGGACGGCAAGAGAUUAGAGAAUGUGAUCUUCCCUGGUGCUGGAGAUGAAGGGAUUUCAGAGUACAAGUCUGUCAUUUACUAUCAGGUCAAACAGCCACGCUGGUUUGAGACCAUCAAGGUGGCAAUACCCAUAGAGGAUGUAAACAGGAGUCAUCUUCGCUUCACUUUCAAACAUCGCUCGUCUCAGGACUACAAAGAUAAAUCGGAGAAGAUCUUUGCUUUGUCUUUUGUGAAGCUGAUGAGAUAUGAUGGCACAACACUCAGGGAUGGAGAACAUGAUCUCAUCGUCUACAAGGCGGAGGCUAAGAAGCUGGAGGAUUCAUCACUGUAUCUGAACCUGCCAGCCACCAAGCUGGAGAUGGAGGAGAAGGGCCAUUUCCCCACAGGCAAGAGCACGCCGACCCUGGGCAACUGCACCAUCAGCAAGGACUCCUUCCAGAUCGCCACACUGGUCUGCUCCACCAAGCUCACACAGAAUGUGGAUUUGCUUGGUCUGUUGAAAUGGCGCUCCAACACCAGCUUGCUCCAGCAGAACCUUCGCCAGCUCAUGAAGGUGGAUGGAGGAGAGGUGGUCAAGUUUUUGCAGGACACCUUGGAUGCUUUGUUUAACAUUAUGAUGGAAAACUCUGACAGUGACACGUUUGACACGCUGGUCUUUGAUGCCUUGGUGUUCAUUAUUGGGCUGAUAGCGGACAGAAAGUUUCAUCAUUUUAAUCCCGUUCUGGAGACCUACAUCCGGAAACACUUCAGUGCCACUCUGGCUUACACGAAACUGACAAAAGUUCUGAAGAACUAUGUGGACCAUGCAGAGAAGUUGACGGAUCAGCUGCUGAAGGCGAUGAAGGCUCUGGAGUACAUCUUCAAAUUCAUUGUGCGAUCACGGGUCCUCUUUAACCAGCUCUAUGAGAAUAAGGGGGAGGCAGAUUUCAUGGAAUCACUGAGGAAUCUCUUCACCUCCUUCAGCACCAUGAUGAACAGCGACGCAGAGACCACCAGCAUGGUCAAGGGUGCAGCGUUGAAAUAUGUUCCUACCAUUGUCAAUGACGUCAAACUGGUCUUUGACCCCAAGGAGCUCAGUAAACUGUUCACUGAGUUCAUUCUGAAGGUGCCACCGGGCCGCUUGGUCAAGCAGAAGCUCUACUGCAUGAUCGACAUCGUCCACAGCGAUCUCUUCACCCAGCAUGACUGCAGAGAGAUCCUGCUGCCGCUGAUGACGGAUCAGUUGAAAUUUCACUUGGAGCAGCAUGAGGAGCUGGAGGCUUGUUGCCAGCUGCUCAGCAACAUACUGGAGGUGCUAUACAGGAGUGAUGUGGGUCCCACUCAGUGGCAUGUUCAGAUCAUUAUGGAGAAGCUGUUGAGGACAGUAAACAGAACCGUGAUCUCACUGGGACGUGACUCUUCUCUCAUAGGCAGUUUUGUGGCGAGCAUGACGGCCACACUCCGGCAAAUGGACGAUUAUCACUACACUCACCUGAUUAACACCUUUGGCAAGAUGAGGACGGACGUAGUGGACUUCUUAAUGGAAACAUUUAUCAUGUUCAAAGACCUCAUUGGAAAGAAUGUCUACCCUGCUGACUGGGUCAUCAUGAACACAAUGCAGAACAAAGUCUUCCUGCGAGCCAUCAAUCAAUACGCCGCUGUGCUGAACAAGAAGUUCCUGGACCAGACGAGCUUUGAGCUUCAGCUCUGGAAUAACUACUUCCACCUGGCUGUGGCCUUCCUUACCCAGGAGUCUUUGCAGCUGGAGAACUUCUCAAGUGACAAACGAGCAAAGAUCUUUCACAAGUAUCAGGACAUGAGGCGGCAGAUUGGCUUUGAAAUCCGGGACAUGUGGUACAACCUGGGUCCACACAAAAUCAAAUUUAUCCCAGAGAUGGUGGGGCCAAUCCUGGAGAUGACCCUGGUGCCGGAGAUUGAGCUACGCAAAGCUACUAUACCCAUCUUUUUUGACAUGAUGCAGUGCGAGUUUCAUUUCACUCGCAGCUUUCAAAGGUUUGAAAAUGAGAUCAUCACGAAGCUGGAUCACGAGGUCGAGGGAGGCAGGGGAGACGAGCAGUACAAAAUCCUCUUCCAGAAAAUCCUGUUGGAGCACUGCAGAAAGCACAAGUACCUGGCGAAGAGCGGGGAGAACUUUGUGAGUCUGGUGGUUCGUCUCCUGGAGCGUCUGCUGGACUACAGGACCAUCAUGCAUGAUGAGAACAAAGAGAACCGCAUGAGCUGCACAGUCAACGUGCUGAAUUUCUACAAGGAGAUUGAGAGGGAAGAAAUGUAUAUCAGGUACCUGUAUAAGCUGUGUGACCUGCAUAAGGAGUGUGACAACUACACAGAGGCUGCCUACACUCUACUGCUGCAUGCCAAGCUUCUGAAGUGGUCAGAGGAGGCCUGCGCAGCUCACUUGACCCAGAGAGAUGGUUACCAGGCGAACACUCAAGGCCAGCUCAAGGACCAGCUCUACCAGGAGAUUAUCAACUACUUCGACAAGGGCAAGAUGUGGGAGGAGGCUAUUAUUCUGGGAAAGGAGCUGGCUGAACAGUACGAGAACGAGAUGUUCGACUUUGAGCAGCUGAGUGCUUUACUGAGGAAGCAGGCACAGUUCUAUGAGAACAUAGUUAAGGUGAUCAGACCAAAACCGGACUACUUUGCUGUGGGUUAUUAUGGACUGGGCUUCCCUUCCUUCCUCAGGAACAAGAUGUUUAUCUACCGUGGAAAGGAGUAUGAGAGGAGGGAGGAUUUUGAAGCCAGGCUGCUCACGCAGUUCCCCAAUGCUGAGAAGAUGAAGACCACCACUGCUCCCAGCGAGGACCUCCGCCUGUCCUCCGGCCAGUAUAUUCAGUGUUUCACGGUGAAACCUAUACUUGAGCUCCCUCCAAAGUUCCAGAACAAGCCUGUGCCUGAACAGAUUGUCAGCUUUUACACGAUAAACGAAGUCAAUAAGUUCCAGUACUCCAGACCCGUCCGCAAAGGGGAGAAAGAUCCAGACAAUGAAUUUGCAAAUAUGUGGAUUGAAAGAACCACAUAUGUAACAGCCUACAAGCUCCCUGGUAUCCUCCGUUGGUUUGAGGUUUUGUCCAUGUCCACGGAAGAGAUCAGUCCUCUGGAGAAUGCCAUGGAGACAAUGCAGCUGACCAAUGAAAAGAUCAACAACAUGGUCCAGCGCCAUCUCAAUGAUCCAAACCUUCCCAUCAACCCCCUCUCUAUGCUCCUCAAUGGCAUUGUGGAUCCUGCUGUCAUGGGUGGAUUCGCUAACUAUGAGAAGGCGUUCUUCACAGACAAGUACAUCCAGGAGCAUCCUGAGGACCAGGAAAAGAUUGACAAGCUGAAAGACCUUAUCGCCUGGCAGAUCCCAUACCUGGCCGAAGGUGUUCGCAUCCACGGUGAGAAAGUAACGGAGGCAUUACGGCCAUUCCAUGAGCGUCUGGAAGCAUGCUUCAGACAGCUGAAAGAGAAAGUGGAGAAACAGUAUGGUGUGAGAACACUGCCUCCGAUGGCGGAUGAGCGUCGCGGUUCUCGGCCACGGUCGAUGGUGCGCUCCUUCACCAUGCCUUCCUCUCAGAGACCACUGUCUGUCGCCUCCGUCACAUCCAUAUCAUCAGACACAUCGCCCUCAAGACCAGGAUCUGAUGGCUUUGCCCUGGAGCCACUCUUGCCCAAAAAGCAGCACUUCAAGUCUCAGGACAAGCUGGACCGGGAUGAGCCCGAGAAAGACAAGAAGGAGAAGAAGAAAGAGAAAAGGAACAGCAAGCACCAAGAGAUUUUCGACAAGGAGCUGAAAACCACUGACAUACCCAUGCAGCCCACUGAGGCAGUUAUUCUGUCAGAGACGAUCAGUCCACUGAGGCCCCAGAGACCAAAGAGUCAGGUCAUAAACCUGGCAGGGGAGAAAAGGCUCUCUGUGUCCCCAGGCCCUACUGUUCCUCAAACUGCUUCAUCUGCCCCUCCACCCAUCACCCCCAGGGUCAAGCUCUCCUUUAGUAUGCUCUCUUCCUCCAAUCUAGAGUUGAAUGGGAUGGGCUAUGGAGAUAAGGGGGAGAUUCCACCUCCUCUACCAAUCAAAAGCAGCAUGGGUGACUAUGGAAACCUGAUGGACAGCCAAGAACUGGCCAGCCCAACCACACCUCCUCCCCCUCCUCCUCAUCAGAGGCACAUGCCCCCGCCAUUGCCAAGUAAGACCCCUCCUCCACCUCCUCCGAAAACCACACGGAAACAGGCAUCCAUCGACUCAGGGAUUGUCCAGUGAGCCUCACAGCUUAAACGACAGAAUAAAUUCCAGCGGAAACCUCAGUAGUCCCCCCCAGAGACUUGGCUUGGAUGAUUUUGAAUCGCCCUCUCUGACAGUGUGACAGAAUGAAGAGUUCAUCGUCCUCUCUCAUAAUCGUCACGCUGAAGGAGCCGACCUGUCCAGGGACUCUGUCUCUCACCCACUCAUUAUUAGUCAAAGCCUCAUCCCAGGUGUCAGUGCUAGGUACAAUAUAUGAUCUAUUUCACACCUCUGCUGGCUUGUAAAAUGAAAUGGUCUUGUGAAGCAUGUGGCUACAAUGAACAAAUCAAGACUUGGCUCACCCAGCUUCAGAAUGCGGGACUUCUGCAGAUAGCCCAGCCAAUUUGUCAGCCUGCAGUUCUAGAUUGUCAUUCCAAUUUUUCGACCAGAGUCGAGAUGAGUCUAGAUUUAUUGAGUCUUGCCUUUUUUUUUCUUUCUUCUCAGCCUUAUGACCAAGAUGUAUGACCAACUCAUACCACUCUCCAAAGCUGAGGGGUUGUUACAUAAUCAGAAUCCUUUAAUAUUUUUCCACCUUCUUAAAUGCAAUUU
Colossoma macropomum (tambaqui) is the source of this 6386-nucleotide messenger RNA. It is a transcript of the gene dock1, whose product is annotated as dedicator of cytokinesis 1. Gene Ontology annotation, molecular function: guanyl-nucleotide exchange factor activity; small GTPase binding. NCBI's taxonomy places the organism in Eukaryota, Metazoa, Chordata, Actinopteri, Characiformes, Serrasalmidae. Gene Ontology annotation, biological process: small GTPase-mediated signal transduction; cell migration. The record is from RefSeq and is a predicted model, not a curated record. Gene Ontology annotation, cellular component: cytoplasm; plasma membrane.